This is a messenger RNA of Engraulis encrasicolus (European anchovy), 1715 nucleotides long. Its product is annotated as tripartite motif-containing protein 16-like. The coding region runs from base 66 to 1715 and encodes 549 amino acids. The record is from RefSeq and is a predicted model, not a curated record. Gene Ontology annotation, molecular function: zinc ion binding; protein binding. Lineage: Eukaryota; Metazoa; Chordata; Actinopteri; Clupeiformes; Engraulidae. The transcript has 6 exons.
UUUGAUCGACCUGUUACCAAGGAGCUUUGGCUGGAGUCACAGAUCGCUUCGACUGCUUGAGAGAAAUGGCUGAGGCCAGUGUCGGUAACAGGGAUAUUUUGGAGUGUCCUAUUUGUUUGGGUCUUCUGAAUGAUCCGGUGACUCUUACCUGUGGACACAGCUACUGUUUGCGCUGUAUUGAGGACUGCUGGGAUAAGGGGGACCGAAAGGGCGUUUACAGCUGCCCUGAGUGCCGGCAGACUUUUGCUCAACGACCCGUUUUAAACAAGAAUAUUAUACUUGCUGAGCUUGCGGAUCAAAAGAAGAGCAGAAUACAAACUGUAGCUCCUGUUGAAUGUGCUGCUGGACCUGGAGAUGUUGCGUGUGACAUCUGUACCGGCAGAAAACUCAAAGCUGUCAUGUCCUGUCUGGAGUGUUUCAUGUCGUACUGUGGCAUCCAUCUGAAAACUCAUGAUGAACUUUUUGGUAGAAAACACACAUUGGUCGAUGCCACAGGCCAGCUACAAGAAAGGAUCUGCCAUAGUCACAAAAAAGUUCUUGAAAUAUUCUGUCGCACCGACCAGAGUUGUAUCUGCUAUCUGUGUAUGGUGGAGGAUCAUAAAGGCCACGACACAACCACAGCUAAGGCAGAGUGGAGUCAUAAAAAGGAGGGGUUGGGGCAGAGCCAGAGGAGAUGCCAGCAGAUAAUCCAGUUGAAGGAGAAGGAGCUGCAGGAGCUGAGGAAGGCUGUGGAGACUCUCAAGUCUGGUGCACAGACAGCAGUGGAGGAGAGUGAGAGGAUGUUUGCUGAGAUGAUCCGCUCCAUUGAGAGAAGGUGCUCUGAGGUGACAGAGCUGAUCAGAGCUCAGGAGAAGUCUGAGGUGAGUCGGACUGAAGGACUCCUGAAGCGACUGGAGCAGGAGAUUGCUGAGCUGAAGAGGACAGAUGCUGAGAUGAAGCAGCUUUCACAGACACAGGAUCCCAUCCAUUUCCUCCAGAACGUGGUGUCCAUCACUGGGAGGCCUUACAGCACAAUUUCAACCAGCGUGACCCAUAGCAAGAGCUUUUCCUUGGAGCCCCUGAAGGAAUCUGUGUCUGCACUGAAGACGCAACUGGAGGAGACGCUAGAGUCAGUCUUCAAGCAGGAAAUAGCCAAGAUAUCUGCAGCAGCUGUGAAAAAUAUGCAGAUCAUCGAUAGCAUACAGUAUUCCUGUCACUUCACUCUGGAUCCAAACACAGCACACACAGCCCUCCAUCUGUCUGAGGGGAACAGGAGGGUGGAGAAGAGACCUGGGGUCCAGUCAUAUCCUGAUCAUCCAGACAGAUUUGAUGAGUGGUGGCAGGUGCUGUGUAGAGAGGGUGUGUCUGCACGCUGCUACUGGGAGGUUGAGUGGAGCGGUGGGGGGGUUGGUAUAGCAGUGUCAUAUAAAAGAAUCAGCAGGAAAGGACGGGGUACUGAGUGUAAGUUUGGAGCUAAUGAUCAGUCCUGGAUGCUGCUCCUCUACCCCUCCAGCUCCUACUUCCAUCACAAUGCUGAGCAGACUAAACUCCCUCUAGUGGCCAGCUCCAGAAUAGGAGUGUAUGUGGAUCACAGGGCAGGAACUCUGGCCUUCUACAGCAUAAGGGGAGACACAAUGACCCUCCUGCACAGAGUCCACACCACAUUCACACACCAUCUCUACCCAGGAUUUAGAUUUUUUGACUCAUUAUUUUCAUCAUCAGUCAAGUUGUUGUGA